This is a messenger RNA of Ornithodoros turicata, 748 nucleotides long. RefSeq lists its product as uncharacterized. Lineage: Eukaryota; Metazoa; Arthropoda; Arachnida; Ixodida; Argasidae. The record is from RefSeq and is a predicted model, not a curated record. The transcript is spliced from 5 exons. The coding region runs from base 117 to 719 and encodes 200 amino acids.
ACGAAUACGAGAGCCUUCAUCAGUCCGAAAGGAGCCUUUUUUUCCUGGGCGUUGCACCAUUCGGCGGCGCAUUCCAAGACGGAGAUGAUUAUUCGGAGGUCAUUCUCAAAUACGUUAUGAGCAAUCUUGUUCCGGACGCAGUGCUAUACCGGUCCACUCGAACAGACUUCGAUGAGCAAUCCGACUGUGUUUAUGCUGCACCAUCAAUGUGGUCUAGACUUGGAGACGGGGACACACAGAUGUCAUUUGAAGGGGCGUUAUUGCUGCGUAGUUUGAACACCUGGCCCUCCAGUGUCGUACAAAUGAUGUCCUUCUCUCCGGCGAUGGCCCACGUCAUGGAGUUUGGCGAAUUCCAGUAUGGUGACCCCUGUGGCCACUUUCUUUUAAAGCCAGCUAGUUUCAAAUGUGAUCCGGAGAAUGUAGUUCGCAACGCUUCCUGGAGGACGUCACCAGACGGAAUGGACGUCUACCGCGUAGCGUUGGAAGACGAAGAUAACCAGACGUUCGUUGCAUAUGAUACUCCAGAGUCUAUGAAGAGAAAGAUGUGCAACCUCACCCUGGAGCACAACUUCACUGGCGGAUGGACUAUGCUACACAUGGAGUUCUCUGUCGUAGACGGAAAAGGCUGUGGUGACCUCAACUAUACAGGAAACUACCAGACAGUUCAACUAUUACGUGAUCUCAUGAAACUCAACUUUACGGGGAAAGACUGCCCAUGAAAGUUAUACCAACUAAUAUGCUUACUUGA